UCCUCUCUCCUCCUCUCCCCCUCCCUUUUGCUCUCUUGGUGGAGGCGGGAAGACAGAGCGAGCACAGGACAGAAGAGAGAAAGCAGACAGGACGGCAUCAUUUUGACGGACUCCGUCUUCUAUCUGUAGAUAACCACACCCGAGUUGUACUUUUAGUUCCGUUUCUGGACACCUCUUUUCCAUUCACCCAGCUGGGAGAGACAAAGCCCCGUGCCCUGAGCGGCAGAGCUCUGGUCGGGGGCUGGCUGGCUGUAAAUUGACGUGGCAUGGAAAUUCUCCGCUAAGUUGAAGCAAUUUGAGAGCUCCUCGAAGAUCGAGCCCAGCGCCCCGGAGCUGGAGCUAACCCAUGGGCUGAGUGACCUUACAGAAGAAUGGCUAAAGUCUCCCGCUCCUCGCCUUGGACCCGCCGUUUUCUUUCUGGCUAUCUAUCAUUUCGCUGAAAAUCAAACCAAAGAAAGCAGUUAAGUGUGUAACUUCGCUUCGCAGCUUCAACAAGAGAACUGGCUGCUCGCGGUCCUGUAGCUCUUUUCCGCAGUCUAACUCCUUGCAGACUUUGCCAUGGGGUGCGGACUUAGGAAGCUGGAAGACUCUGAUGACAGCAGCCCUGGAAAAAUAUUUUCUACCCUGAAGAGACCGCAAGUGGAAACAAAGACAGAGUUUGCUUAUGAAUAUGCCCUGCUGGAUUUUACUUUACAAGCUUCAACAAACCCAGAAGUCAUCAAAAUAAAUUCAGUUCUGGAUAUAGUUGCCAAAGUGGAAGCGUAUUAUCUUAAGGGCUAUGUUGUUGGGGCCAUUCACCCAGUUAUACAACCUGUGGGGCAUCGGAAACACCUCCCAGCAAGUCACCUGUACCGAGUGGUGCUGUCUCGAUUGAAAGCAAGCCCCAAGCAUUCAGCAGUACCAGGUGGACACAGGCAUGCAAGACUUGUGAUGGAGGAGUGUCCUCUAACUUACGAAACACAAGCAAACGAUGCAGCAGAGGAACUCAUAGAAAAGAUUAACGCUGCUGCUAAAAGAGGGAUGAAAUUUGUUGGAAUCAUAUCACAGUAUUACUUGCCGUCUGAACACUGUAACGGAACCAGUCAUGACGGAGAUGCAGAAUUGGGACUACACAGGAGACAUGGUUCACACGACAACUGCAAAAGCGGGAAUGAUGGAGACGUCAGUGGACAUUCAUGUGCAAGUGGAGUGGAGGAGGAGCCUCAGCUGGAAAGUGGACAUCAGACAGAAGGAAACAGCAGCCCCAGCUACUCUAAACCAGAGCGGGGAGGAGAUCACAAGCUGUACAUGGUCUUCAAUGCUUUCGAUGAGGAUUCAACCUGCUGGACCUAUCAGGAAGGUAUCCUGUCCAUGAAAGUGACAAGGAAAGGAGCUGUCAUCAACACACUUGACGCCAACUGGCUAGAAUUAACUACAUUUUAUUAUAAGCAAGGCUUGUCUUUAGUUGACUCUUUUGUAUGCUGGGAGACACCUAAAGGGGACCAUUUGCCUAAAUCUCUGGAAGGAUUUUUUAUCUAUGAAGAAGAAGGAUCUGGAGUUCCAGGUUCUAGCAGGAAAGGGAAUGACGCCAUUGUGGUGGAACAGUGGACCGUCAUUGAGGGCUGUGAAAUCAAAACAGACUACGGCCCACUGCUGCACACUCUGGCUGAAUUUGGAUGGCUUCUCACAAGCGUGCUGCCCACACCCAUAUUGAGACACGACAGUGAAGGAAAUUUGGCUACAAAGCAAGUCGUAUUUCUCCAAAGGCCAGCUGUGUGGAGUUCAACUGCCCAGAUGCCAGAAAGGAAAGCUAGCCGGCUGCUGAAGGGUGAGGACAGAAACAAGGUUGGCAGCAGGAGCAUCGGCCUGGACACCAACUCAUCCCAUCUGGCACAAGGCCGAGCCCCUCUUGAGGAGGGGCCCCUCUCUCCCUCCAGAGAGUGUUGGACCAAGGAGGAGCAGCCAGCACGGAGCGACAGCUUCUUGGGCUUCAGCAGCAGCAACAGCGUCCUCCGGGAACUAGAUGACGGACAGUUUGACCAGGAAGAGGGCGUGACGCAGGUCACUUGCAUGUGAGCUGCCAAGUGAAGCUGUCAAAGGCCUUGUAAAUAGCUAUUAAAACGACUGCCCGCUGCCUUUAUUUUGCUACUACUAUGCAUUUUUGUAAUGCUUUUAAUGCCAGGCUCAGCCUUCCCCUAAUCUAUGUAAACUUUGUCUCAGCAUCUCAGACAAGGAAGAAUAACCUACUAUUCAUCAAUGUAAAACCAUGCUUACAUCUCUCUCGACUAAAACAUCUGUGUAAACAGAUGUCCCAACUGGUCAUUAAGCAGCAGCCUGGUUCACUUCCUCAUAAAUGGACAAAUCAGUAUUUCUCAUCAUGCCUAUUUAAAAACUAAAAAAACAAAAAAACAAAACAACAACAACAAAAAAAACUGACUAUCCAAAUUACCAUUUCAGCCAAUUAGAACCAUCUCGGGAAGCUACAGCCUCACUUAAGCUCAAAAAUAUUCUCUCCCCAUAUCUGUCCCUCUCUCACAUACAUAGACUACCGAUUCCCUGCCUGUAAAAUUCUAAUUUUUGCUUCUGACUGUGGCGUGUACCUACAAACGAAGCCCCUAUUUGAGAAAAUAAUCUUCAAAAAAUAUUUUUCUAUUUUUUUGUUUUUUUGUUUGUUGUAUUUUUGAGACAGGGUCUCUCUAUGUAGCUCUGACUGUCCUGGAAUUCACCAGGCUGGUCUCGAACCCAGUGACUGCUUAGUGUCACUGGUAGGCCUCCCAGGUACUGGGAUCAGAGGCGUGUACCACCACUUCCAGGUUUGUCUUUUCUUUCAAAAGGCAGCCACAGCCGGGCGGUGGUGGCACACCCUUUAAUCCCAGCACUCAGGAGGCAGAGGCAGGCAGAUCUCUGUGAGUUUGAGGCCGGGCUGGACCGACAGCCUCCAAAACAAUACAGAGAAACCCUGUCUCAUAAAACGAAAAAAAAAAAAAAAGGCAGCCACAUGGCCAGUCCUGCAGCCAAUCAUUAGCUUUGACAUUGUAGAACCCCAUAGCCUACCAGUGACACUAAGCAGAACAAGCCAUAGUAUCUGGGCCUGCAUGUUCAUAUGUGCAUAUAGUAAAACUAAGAUUUUUUUUAAAAAUCAGAAAGAGAGCCCACAAUGUGUAAAAGCCAUAGUAGAUGGAAACAUUUCACUUAUGUUGAGCCUGUUGGCACACCUUUAAUCCCAGCACUUGGUACACAGUGAGACCCUGCUCAAAAAACAAGAUUUACCUUUCUUUGCAUUUGCAACUACCAUUGAAGAGGACAAACAUCAACCUCCAAUGGAAGUGUGUCGUCUUCUACAACUGUUAGGUUCAACUGCGUUUUUGUCUUGACACGUUAAACCUGGAAAAUGUUGCCGCCCAGAAUUCUAAGUUCUGCAGCAGCAGAGAGGAGCUCACAGCCCACGAGAUGUGUGCAGCCCUGACUACUGCACGCCCACCACCAGGGAGGUCUUUAUCUUGCCCCAGUCUUCACCCAAUAGAGAUUAAUCUUCUAGAAAACAGGGAACUUUUCAUUUACAUAUGAAAGACUGACCUCCCAAGAAUUACAGUCGACUAUGUCAUUAAGUAACUCACAUAUUAUAUAUUUUUAUUGACUUGAUGUGGACAUUGUGAGCCAUUUGAAUAAUAAACUUAUUUGUUAAUAA
This is a messenger RNA of Mesocricetus auratus (golden hamster), 3667 nucleotides long. It is a transcript of the gene Rftn2, whose product is annotated as raftlin family member 2. The record is from RefSeq and is a predicted model, not a curated record. Bases 559 to 2055 code for a protein of 498 amino acids. Lineage: Eukaryota; Metazoa; Chordata; Mammalia; Rodentia; Cricetidae. The transcript has 9 exons.